GUUUGGGACUUUUUUUCCUCCGAAGUAAGUAGAGCUAGUUCCGUUAACGUUGGAAAAGGGGGAUAGCGCCUGCGCAUCUGGACUAAAACGCGUUAUUUAAAAAGAGAUUUUCGUUCGUUUUGCUUAUGAAAAACGUAGAAAGGGCAAACAUUUCCUCCGUUAAUAGAGAAAAUAUUACAACAUCCGAGGCGAUGAGAUGUGAGUGAGCUAUGCCUUAUAGAAAUGGACAGACUGUAUCCAAGCGAAAACAUGGCGUCUAUUUCUCAAACUUUGGAUUCUUCUACAGUCUACUUUUUUCACUUUGUUGCCUGGAGGCAUGGGGAUCGUUUGGGAUGUGCAGCCCCUGCCCCAGGAAUUGUUCGUGUCCGGUGGAGGGACCCCACAAUUCUUCCGUGGUUAAUUGUUCGAAUAAAGGACUGGAUCAGGCACCAUUAGCGGUGGAUCUACCGCCGGACACAAAAAUCCUAGACCUGAGCCACAACCAGAUCACCACCAUAGAUGCACGGAUAUUCGACAACUUAGCUAACUUUACCGACAUUGACCUGAGCUUCAACCCAUUUGUGUGCGACUGCUCGGUGUACCGGCUGGUGAGAUGGCUUCAGGACGAGGGCGUGAGGGUGCGGCGGCCCAACCAGGUGCUCUGCCACCAGCCCGCCGAGGUCAAGAACCAGCCCAUACUCAACGUCAGCCUGCUCACCUGUGCCUCCUAUGCGGGCUGCCUGCAGGAUGAACACCACCACCAGCAGCAGCAGCAGCAUCAUCAGAAGGGCUCGUCGUCUGGCUCCUCCUCCUCGUCCUCGUCAUCCGGCUCGGGCUCCUCCUCUUCGUCCCCGGGGGGCCUGGGCUCGGAGCUGGUCAUCUUCCCGCACGUGCAGCCGGGCAACUUCACGCGAGAGCAGUGCAACACCUACUGCUUCCAGCUGGCGCAGCGCUACGGCGGCCUGGGCACGCACCGCGAGUGCCUGUGCAGCACCAACUCCGAGCCCAACCUGCUGAGCGAGUCGCAGUGUACCGCCGCCUGCACCGACGCCCAGGUCAUGAAGAAGUGCGGCUGGACCGUGGCGCACGACGUCUUCCAGGUGGGCUUGUCGGCGACCGUGUCCGCCCCGCGCGCGCUGGUCCACUCGGAGGCAGUGCUCUCGGCGUCCUCCUCCGUCCUCUCCGUAUCCUACUCCUGGGACUUCGGCGACCUCUCCCCGCGCGUCAACACCACCACGCCCGACGCCACGGUGCGCCACAAGUACGCGCUGCCCGGACGCUACGAGGGCCGGGUGUCCGUGCGGGCGGGCCAGCGAGAGGUGACGGCGGUCGGGGAGGUGAGCGUGACGCUGCCCCCUCGGCUGGAGCUGCACUGCUCGGGCACGCUGGUGGCCAACCAGAGCCUCAGCACCACGCUGGUCAACUGGGGAGGGGUGGGCGCCGCCGUGGACUGGAGGAUAGUCAAGCCGGACGGGGAGGAGGUGGCACGAGCGUCUCCCUUCUGCCCUCCGAGCGGGGUUCUGCACGAGGCCUCGUCCCGGUGUUUCCAGCUGGUGGCGGGGGAGUACAUCUGGAGCGAGGCCAGGCAGCAGUGCGCCGCCCGCGGGGGAGAGCUGGCCGUGCUGCGCACCCCUGAACUGCGGAGCCUGUUGGCCCAACACAUCGUACAGUCUCCACUCCCCAACCUCCGGGAGCGAGGCGUGUGGCUGGGCCUGAGCGACGUGGACUCCCCCGGCACGCUGCGCUGGGGCGACGGCUCGGAGGCGGCCCCGGGGGAGGAGGGCUCCAGCGAGCGGGGCGGCAACGGCAACAACAACCCGGCGGUGCGGCAACCCGGCAGCGUCUGCGUCUCCCUGGAGCACUCGGGGGCCCUCAGCCCGCACCGCUGCAGCGCCGCGCGCGCCUUCGCCUGCCAGUACACCAAGCUGGUGAGGAUUCCUGAUGCCAAUGUCUUCAUGGCUGGCACGGCGGUCUUCAACGUCCACAGGCCCUUAUCCAUCGCCAGUACCACACAAGCCGCCCCUGCUCCCUCUGAUCCACCACCUACAGCUACACCCACAGCUACAGCAGCAACUACAACUACAUCUACAUCUACUACUACUACUACAGCUACAACUACAGCUAAGAGUUUGGAGCUGCUGUUGUUCCCGUCGGUGAGUUUUGCCCAGUCCUCUGGUAGCAGCCACACCCGCCUGUCCUCCCUGGAGCUGGUUACCAAGCCGCUGGCGUCCGAGACACAGGUGCGCUUCCACGUGGUCCGGCCCGAGUGCCCCGGCAAGACACUCACGCUACCAGGUUGCGGUCCACUGUGCGCACCCAUCGCUGUGUGCCAGGACAAGGAACCAGCAGCGGUGAACGGGACAGCGAGGUCCACCACACCGCCCCCCUUGUGCCCGCCUACGACCCCCCAGCAGAAAGAACAGCAGCAGUGGUGCCCGUACCAGGAGCGCUGCCUUCCCGUGGGCACCCCUUGCCACCCGGCCUCCUGCUUCAACUGCUCCGGGGUGGAGCCCUUGCCCCCCGGCACGCGGAGGCCCGAGUACAAACUGUUGAACGAGGUGGUCUUCACCCUGCCUUCCGGAGCCUCCACACAUCAGCUGCUGCAAGAAGGCGUGGAGGACCUCCUGGUGUAUCCCGGCGACUUCAUCGGCCUCCAGCACAACGCCGGCCCAGGCUCCCUCCUCCACUGCUCCCACGACCCCUCGUCACCGUGGAGACAGAGCGUCCUCGCCGUCCGCAACCUCUCCGAUUGGACCAGCAUCAACACCUCGCUAAAGCCCACCACCACCUCCGACUCAGACUUGGACGCAGACUCAGACACCGCCACCACUACAUCCACAGUCACAGCCGAGCGCUGGCUCCACAACGAGGUCUGCCUGAUCAGGGUGCUCCACGUCGGGGACAGCCACAUCAACCUCACCGGUCCCCGGUUCACCGCGGGUCUGCCCCUGCCUGGGGACUACAGCCUGGAGGUGAGGUCCAGCGAUCCGGACUACCCGGUCACAGCCAGCUGCCCGUUCCAAGUGGUGCCUCCCUUGGGCCUGUCCGUGGUGCACCCGGUCAACCAGAACGGCACCGUCUACUUCCGACCCAAUCAGACCUCCUUGCUGGUGAAGGUUCAUUCCCAGCAUCGGGCGACGGUCAAGUGGCAGGGAAGUGACACCAUCUAUCAAUUCCAGCCCUUCUGCCCCCCAGAGCUGGUGGCUAAGGUGCUGGAGUGCAAGCAGCCCGACCCGACCAACGAGACGUGGUACGCCUGGCUGGACCUGCAUCUGCCGGACUCCCCGUCCCCGGCAAUGACGGUGAUGGGCCCCGUGGCGGUGGAGCUGACGGCCACCAGCGAGGUGACCACGGACCAUCUGCGGAUCAAGGCCCGCGUGGAGCUGCCCCUCAGGGGGCUGCAGAUACAGCCGCACCCCAGCCAACGGGUCCUCAUGCUGUCCGUGGUGAGCUACACAGCCAUGGUGGAAGGAGGUACCGAUGCCAGCUUCAAGUGGACGGUGGACGACAAACCUUACUUCACCUACUACAACACCGUCUUUAAUGUCAUCUACCAAAACGCAGCCAUCUACAAGCUAACGGUGACGGCCGUCAACCACGUGAGCAGCCUGACGGAGCAUUUCAACGUGACGGUGGACCAGAUGAGCCCCAUGAGUGACAUCACCGUAGUGGGCAGGCCCAGCAUCGUCACCCAGGGCUCCAACCUCAACCUCUCCGCGUCGGUCAUACUGGACAUAUCAGUGGACGCCACUUUCAGGUGGUCAUUUGGAGACGGUGGAUACCAGGAUCACUACAAACCCGCCGCUGACCAGACACAAGUGUCCUACAGCCCUGCGGUCAAGCAGGUCCCCCUGCACGACACCGUCAGUUAUGUGUACGCCCAGCCAGGGGAGUACACCCUCAUCGUCUCCGUGUCUAACCGCUACGAGAACAAGACCCAGAAGUAUGACAUGUACGUCUACAGUAUCCUGACCUCGGUGGAGAUCGAGACGGAACCCAAAGUGCUUCAGGCAGGAAAGUCCGCCGAGUUCGAGGCCCACGCCUGGCCCUCCCCCUAUGGGAUCGUCUACACCUGGGACUUUGGUGACAACUCCACGAGGCUGCAGGGCCGCGAGCGCCGCGUCAAGCAUGCCUACGUCAGCAGCGGCACCUACAACAUUUGCGUCACCGUCAACAACACCAUAAGCAACAUCAGCACAUGCUCUAAGAUGAUGGUGUAUGAGGAGAUCGAGGGUGUGGAGGCGGAAUCCACAGGCCCAACUGAGCUCCACACACCUGUGGAGAUAACGGCGUGGCUGUCGGAGGGAAAUAACGUCACCUGGAUCUUUGACAUGGGGGAUGGAAACGUGUCUGUCAGUGAGGAGCCAAGAAUGGAACACACCUACAUCACAGAGGGAAAUUACUCAGUUAACAUCACGGCGAAGAACGCCGUGAGCUCCCAGUCAGUUGUGAUUCCCGUACAGGUGUUUAUGCUGCAGGUGCUAUACCUCGAACCUGCCAAGUGUGUCCAGGAGAACACUGAUGUCGACUUCCGUGCUUUCGUGUCUGGAAACGCCUCCAGUUACCGCUACGUGUGGAGCUUUGGGGACGGCACGAGUAACGAAACGCGCUAUGGCUCUCCGGAGAUCACUCAUCUCUUCCGGGAGAGCAAGGCCUAUCAUCUGUCCCUGCUGUUGUCAAGUGCAGCAAACCAGGCACACUUCUACACAUACAUCUGCGUCCAGCCUAAAGUCAGAAGCGUUUCCCUCGUGCCUUUGAAAACCUAUAUCAGAGUCGGAGAGGAGAACAAGUUCACAGCCGAAGCCGUUCCUAAAUUUGAGUACAGUUACCUUUGGGAUUUCGGAACAGGGGACGGCAGACCUGAACACGGAACUGCUGAAAUGACGGUCAUGUACAGGAGUCCUGGCCAGUACACGGUGAUGGUCACUGUCCUCAAUAACAUCUCUUGUAGCAACGAGACGGUCGUCAUUAAGGUGCUGAAGCCAGUGGGCGGCUUGCAUGUCCUUCACAAUGGAACCAAAGACAACAACCUCACCUUAGAUCAAGAAUACCUGUUCGAGGCUUACUCCGAGUCCAGCGACGUCCUGUACCUCUGGAACUUUGGGGACGGAACACUCCUCAACGGAUCAAAGGUCACUCACUCCUACAACCAAUCCGGCGACUUCAACGUCACCUUGUCGGGGCACAACGAAGUGAGCAGCAACAGCACCACGACUUCAUUCUCUGUGCUGACUCCCAUCCAGGGCCUCUCUGUGAACGCUAGCUUGGUGAACGUUCCCCUCAACGCCUCAGUGAACUUCGAGGCCCAUCUCUUGCAAGGGGACCACAUAAGGUUCUCCUGGAUGAUCUGUGGCGGCUGCACGGCCAUCAACAGCAACCCGGGCAAGAACACCAUGUUCUAUACCUUCAAAUCGGUCGGGACGUUCAACGUGAUCGUCACGGGAGUGAACGACAUCAGCACCGCCCAAGCGACCAUCGUGAUUUUCGUGCAGCGGGAACUGGAGGGGCUGCAGAUCGUUGCAGAGGAGCUGGAGGACAAGUGUGCACCGACUACGCCAUCCAUGUGCCACUACGCCACCAACAGGGCUCUUCACCUGCAUGCCGUCCUGCACGAAGGGACAAACAUGUCGUUCAGCUGGAACAUCCUGAAGGAGCAAGAGACCACUCUGCCGUUGAACUACAGUGGGAAAACGAUUGAGUUGAACUUUUCCACGCCGGGCACUCGUGAGAUAUACCUGAUGGCCACCAACCUCCUGGGCCAGCUGUCUGUCAACAAGUCGAUUAAGUUCCUGGAUCCUGUAGGAGGACUUGUCCUUGUGGUGUCGCCAAACCCUGUGGCGGUGAGCGCCAACACAAACCUCAGUGUGUCUGUCAGUGGUGGCACUGACCUCCAAUACAACUGGAUGGCCGAUGGUGCCAUCUUGGACUGGUUUGACAGUUUGGUGUAUCACAAGUUUGACAGUCCCGGGAUGAAGCUGGUGACGGUGGAGGUCUCUAAUGAAGUCAGCAGCGAGACGGUGUCUAAAUGGGUCAGUGUGCAGGAGCCAAUCUCCGGAGUGUGGUUCUCCGCCACCAAUGUCACUGAACAGAACUUUGUGGCAUCUGGCGUCAACGUCACCUUUCAUGGAAAAGUGAGUUUGGGCACAAACGUCUCUUGGACAUGGCUGUUGCCCAGUGGCAGAAGAACGGGAAAACCAGCGACAUCAUACGUCUUCACCGAACCUGGCACAUUCCCCGUCACCUUGAACGCAACAAAUGACAUCAGCGGCAAGGCCGUCUCGCGUGACUUUACGGUUCAAAAUCCCAUUCAGGGACUAAAUCUGAAAACCAGCAAGAUGUCAGCCAGCAAGAUCGCAGCUGUCGGCGAGAACGUCACGUUCACAUUCUCCAUCACAUCCGGAACGUCUCCCAACUUCGUGCUCAGCAUCACCGGGGAUGCCUCCGUGGAGCCUCAGAAUUGGUCCUACGUGCACCAGUUCACGAGAGUCGACCCGUACAUCGUCAACCUGACAGCCUACAACCAGAUCAGCUCCGACACCAAGUUCCUACACGUGGAGGUGAUGGAGCCUGUGCGAGGGCUGUCCAUCGUGAAUUGCUGUGAGGCCGCCAUACCUGUCGGUGUUCCUAAGACUUUCGUUGCCCAGACGGAGGCCGGCAAGCCCGUGACCUACCUGUGGACCUUUGAUCUCCACUUCACGGCCACCCAGAGGUCGGUGUGGUCCAAAGAGGCCACCUACAUCCCCACAGAGCCAGGCACACUGACCAUCUUCCUCCGUGCUUUCAACAACCUGGAUCCGUCCGGUUUGAACAUGUCUAGAACGGUUCAGAUUCAGAACGUCCUGAAGUUGGCCACGCUUGAGGCUCAGCCACGAGACACUUUUAUCAACAAAGUGAUAAACUUUCGCGCCUCCGUGGGCCCCAUCAAAACCCGGGCCACCUACCAGUGGGACUUUGAUGACGGUCACAGUUUCCUGUCUGUGACCCCGUCUAUCAGCCACACCUACACUCAAAAGGGUCUGUACGUCGUGAGGGUCAACGCUAGCAAUCUUGUCAGCUGGGUGCUGAGCAAGGUGGAAGUCCACGUCGGCGUUCUGGCCUGCGAGGAGCCCGAAGUUCAAAUCAAGCAAGCUCCCAAACUGGCCAUCUGGCGUAACCAGCCAACCCUGGUGGAGGCCAACGUCGACCUGAAGGGAUGCGACCACUACCAGGUGGAGUAUCUGUGGGAAGUUCUAAACACUCCGGAAUGUUCCGACGAUGAUGUUACAAAGCCUCCUCCCGCCAAGAUGCGCCUGCCUUCCGAGGUGGACGCCCAACGGAUACAGCUGUCCGUCCCCAAGAUGGCGCUGCCGGCCGGGAACUAUACGCUGGUGUUCUCCCUGGCGUACGAGGGUGUGCCCCUCCGAAAAGCGGCCUGCCUUCAGCUGUCUGUGAUGUCAGGCCGACUGGUGCCCAUUAUUGAAGGUGGAACGUUCCGUGAGUGGUCAAAGACUCAGGAUCUCCUAUUAAGUGCAGAACAGUCCAAAGAUCCCAACGUGGACCUAGAGACCCCUUCGCUCCUGUCUUACCACUGGGAGUGUGUAAGCACCACAAAGGGCCAGUCUCAUUGCCCUUCCCUGGACUACGGGGCCAGGGGUCCUGUUCUGGGCAUCGCCGGCGCGGACCUGCAGGUCGACGUGGAGUACACCUUCCGCCUGACCGUCAGCAAAGACGGGAUGCCCUCCGAAUCGACUGUUCAGAAGGUGCUGGUCCAGGGUGGGCGUAUCCCUAUGGUGUCUCUGGAGUGUGUGUCCUGCAAGGUUCAGUCCAUCUAUGAAGUCAGCCAGAGCUCCAAGGUCUACCUGAAAGGCACCUGCAGCAACUGCCAGGGCUCACCACGUGGGCGCUGGACGGCGCGUACCCAGAGCAACGAGACGCUGGUGCUGGACUCGAGCACCACGACCACGGGGGCGGAGGACAUGCGCCUGGUGCUGCGGCAGGGGAUCCUGCGGGACGGCGAGUCCUACGUCUUCAGCCUGCACGUGGCCGACGAGGCCAUGGAGCGCGAGGGCGUGGCCUCCAUGGAGCUGCGGGCCAACAUGCCGCCCUCGGGCGGGGCCUGCUCGCUCUGGGCCGACGGGCCCGGGCCGCACGUCCGCACGCUGCUGGACAAGGUCUACUUCAACUGCUCAGGAUAUGCCGACUCGGACGAGUCCCCGUCGCCGCUGCUGUACAGCCUGCUGGUGAUGCGCUGCUCGCACUCCUACUGCGAGGACUUCUGCGUCUACAAGGGCACCAGCCCCGAGCACUCGGCCUUCCUGCCGCCGGGAUUCACCUCCGCCCACCAUCGCGUCUCCGCCACCGUCACCGUGGAGGACCACCAGGGGGCGUCCAUCGUGGCCCUCAACAAUACCAUGGAGGUGGUGUUGCCUGAGGCUCCGGCGGGCUACAGCAGCCUUGCCCACUGGCUGUACGACCUGACGGGCUCCACCCUGAGGGAUCUGCUCAAGCAGGGGGACUCGCAGCGCGUACGGGAGCUCUCGCUGGCCCUCAUCACCGUGCUGAACGAGUAUGAGCAGACGCGUCCGACGGCGGUGGUGACUCGCGUGGAGCGCCAGUAUCGGCUGAGUGUCCGCGGCAACAUCACCCGCGCCCUGACCGCACUCGACUUGACCACCGUCAGCGACAUCCAGCAGACCUCAGCCGCCCUGGCACAAUGCACGGCGGUGAGCAGAGAGUUUGUUUGUGAGGAGUGCCAAAACAGCACGCUGGACAAGCUGGAGUCCAUGCUGGAGAUCCUGCAAACAGACACCAAGCAGGGCACUGUCACGCCUACAGAGAUAGCAGACAACAUCCUCAACAUCAUGGGUGACCUCAUCCACCAGGUCAGCCAGGCGGCCUCCAUGGCCGGCGCGGUUCUCCUGGACGGCGAGGAGGAGCACGGAGGAGGAGGAGGCGAAGGAGGAGGAAGAGGAGAUGAAAGAGGAGGAAGAGGUCGCUUUGUCGGCCAUCACCAUCCUCCGCCAGCCCUGACCUCCGCCCCGAUGCUGGAGGACCAGCACACCCUGCGCGUGGCGGCCAAGGCCUACACGCUGUCCUCGGAGCUGAUGCGCAUCCUCAUGCACUCGCGCGUCCUCAACGAGGAGCCGCUGAUCCUGCGCGGCGACGAGAUCGCGGCGGCCGGCAAGCGGGCCGACCCCCAGAGCCUGCUCUGCUACGGCAACAGCCCCGACCCCAGCCCCGAGUGCCGGCGCUUCUCCAUCCCGCGGACGUUCAACGCCAGCCUGAGCAAGGCGGCCGCCAACAGCCUGGAGGGCAGCAACGGCAUGGGGGGCGGAUAUGGGGGAUACGGCAGCGGAGCCGGCGGGGGCUCGGGAGCGGCACCAGGUGUGGUGCAGCUGCUCUUCCAGGUGGAGCCCAACCCCUUCCCCUUCAACUACGUGGCCAACUACACCGUCUCCACCGAGGUGGCCUCCAUGGAGUUCCGCACCGAGAACGGCACCCAGAUCCCCAUCGCCAACCUGGACGAGAGCCAGGCCAUCACCGUGGCCGUCAACAACGGCAGUGGCGGCGGUGGUGGUGGUGGUGGAGCCGGAGCAGGUGGUGGUGGAGGUGGAGGUGGUGGUGGUGGAGGGCAGGAUGGCUCCGGAGGAGGAGGAGGCCAGGCGGAGAGGCUGCAACCGGCAGGCACCUUCAACGUAAGCAGGUGCAGUCAUGUGCUGGUGAAGGUGGACGCAGGGAACACCAACCGGCAGGCGGGGCUUUUUAUCCAGCUCAACUUCACAAUCCUGGAAGAGGACCCGGCGGAGCGUGAGGUGGACCCGGCCAUCGUGGCCUACUUGAACAGCACCAACUGGCCCAACGAGUACAACAGCACUGAAAAGAAGACCAUCCGACUCAGCAUGACCCAGGGCCAGGACCUGGACCACCGGCCAUACACCUUCUUCCUCUCGCCACUGCAAUAUGACACCACCCUGGUGUACUAUGUGAACGUGACCACGGGUUGCGGCGCGGCGUCCCCCCGGCGGAUCCAGCUGGAGGUGGGCGUCUUCCUCUCGCUGUGCCAGUACUUCAGCGAGAGCGACAAGCUGUGGCGCACGGACGGCAUGGCGCCCCUGGCCGAGACCAACGCCAGCCGAGCGGUCUGCAGCACCACGCACCUCACCUCCUUCGCCGCCAGCCUCUUUGUGCCCAUCAACGCCAUACACUUCAUACCUCCCCCUAGGUCGUCGGGCGGGGGCCUGGUGGUGAUCCUGAGCUGUGUGCUGGGGCUGCUGUGCUACGCGGUGGCGGCGGCGCUGCUCCACAAGCUGGAUCAGCUGGAGCUGAGGAGGGCGGCCGUGGUGCCCUUCUGCGGCAAGGACGGACUCUUCAAGUACGAGGUGCAGGUCAAGACCGGCUGGAGCCGCGCCGCAGGCACCACGGCCCACGUGGGCAUCAGCCUGUACGGGCGCGAGAGCCGCAGCGGGCACCGGCACCUGGACAGCAGCGGGGCCUUCGCCCGCAACAGCCUGGACAUCUUCCACAUCGCCACCGACGCCAGCCUGGCCAACGUCUGGAAGAUACGCGUCUGGCACGACAACAAAGGCCUGAGUCCGGCGUGGCUGCUGCAGUACGUGCUGGUGAAGGACCUCCAGACGGGCAGCAGCUACUUCUUCCUGGUGGAGGAGUGGCUCUCCGUGGACAACGAGAAGACCGGCGGCCGCGUGGAGAUAGAGGUGGAGGCGUCCGAGGAGGGUGACCUGCGUCGCUGGCCUCGUCUGCUGUGGUGGGAGCUGCAGAGGGCGGUGUGCGAGAGCCACGUCUGGGUGUCCCUGUGGGAGCGGCCGCACCGCAGUCCCUUCACCGGCCUGCAGAGGGCCACCAGCGCCAUGCUGCUGCUCAGCCUCACGCUGCUGGCCAACGCCGUCUGGUACACCACCGUAGCCAGCCGACAACACAGGCCUGUGGCGAUGGCUAACCUGGUGUCUCUGAAUGGGGAGACGCUGGGCGUGGGGCUGGUCUGCUGCCUGGUGGUCUACCCUCUAUACCUGCUGGUCUUCUGCCUCUUCAGACUGAGCCGCAGCAAGGUCCUGGUGGAGCAGCUGCCUCCACAGGUGGACCAGGAAUCUCUGGAGAUCGACGACUUCCUGGAUAACUCCAUGACAGGAAGCUCCUUCCUCAUCUUCAACGGCAUGUCGGAGGAGACUUGCUCAGAGGAGACCAACAUCGACUUGCCCACACCCUCCACCCAGAGCCUGCAGCGCUGGAGCGACUGCCCGGACGUGAUGAGCGAGGAGUCGUCUGCGAUGGGCUGCGCGGGUCUUCCUCCCCGGCUGAAGCGUGGCCAGGGCAGCCGGCACCUGGGAGUGGACAUCGCCUUCAACCCGGACGAGGAGGAGGCCGCCGGGGGAUACCCACAGUACUUCAGCUCCUCAGAUGAGGACCUGAUCAAGCGUAUCCUGGCGGACGGGCAGCUGCAGGUCUCCCAGCUGUGUGACCCCCAGCAGCUCUUCAACCAGUCAGACAGCGACAUGGCCGACCUCUCCAGUAUAUUCGGCGAUAAGACGGAGGUGAUCCUGCUGCAGAAGAUGAACGAGCCUCCUGGAGCCGUCAGGAGAGACCCGCCCAAGACAGCCUUCACCAGCCGCACAGUGGUGACGGACGUGUGUCGCCCGCGGCCCCUCCCCCCCUGGGUGGGCCAGGGGGCCAUGUGGUGCAGCUGGGGCAUGCUGCUGGUGUCCAUGUGCGUGUGUAUGUGGCUGGGCCACGGCAUGAGCGAGCGCGUGGCCCUCAUGUGGCUCAUCUCCUGCCUCAUGGGACUCCUCGCCUCCUUCUGCGUCCUGGAGCCCAUCAAGGUGUUGUGCGAGGGCCUGUACUUCGCACUGUGGGUGCAGCGUGUGCGCGCGGAGGAGCAGGACGUGCUGGUGGAGUGGCCCCGUGUGGAGCGCGUCACCCAGAGGAUCCCCCGCGUGAGGCCCCCGCAGGGCUUCGCCCUCUCACAGGCACGCGACGAGGCGCGCAAGGUGCGCCUGCUGCACCGCAUGCUGAAGGGCUUUGUGGUGUACAUGCUGUUCUUGCUGGUGGUUCUGCUCUUCAACUACGCCGACUCGGCCACAGACACCCAGCGACAACACCUCCGCAACCAGCUGCUCCACCACCUGCACACCCCCGACUUCAACAACAUCAACAGCCGUGAGGACGUGUGGCCCUGGCUGGCCAAGUCCCUGUUGCCGCGGCUACUGGAUGGCCCCGCUCUGAUGCAGGCCACGGGCAGCCUACUGCUGGGAGCGCCACGCCUACGACAGAUUCGAGAACCCACAGACUGUCCAUCUGGUGGUUCCUUCCCAUCAUCCUCUUGGUUCGGCUGUGCCCUGAGGGACCAUGCGGUCGGCUGGACUGGCCCCGGGGCCAGGCUCUCACCCAACUGGACUCUCAGCACCAGCGGGAGCGGAGGGGCGUGGCACUGGGGCAGGGCAAGAGUGUACGGCAGCGGUGGAUUCGUGCAGGAGCUGACCACAGACACAGAAGUUUCCAGAACCCUCAUACAACACCUCGACGCAAAUCAGUGGCUGGAUCCACUGACGAGGGCGUUGUUUGUGGAGUUCUCGGUAUACAACACCAACACCAACCUGCUGGCCGUGCUCACCUUCCUGCUGGAGUUUCCCGUGUCCGAGUCCAGCCUGGCGUCCAGUUUGGACCUCAAGGCUUGCCGUAUGCACCGCCUCAGCCAGGGCCUGGACCUCCCGCUGCUGCUCACGGUCAUCCUGCUGGGCCUGGUCCUCUUCUUCCUGGUGCGCGAGGGCUCCCUGGUGUUUCGCGAUGGCGUGCGGCUCUACCUGCGCCACCGCGGCCGCGGCGUCUGGAGCCUGACGGCCUGUCUCAGCCUGGCGCUCGCCCUCUGCUGCGCCGCGCUGCACCUGGCCCGCGCCGCCGACGCCGACCGCCUCUGGGACGCCCACCUCCGCCAGCCGCAGCGCCACGCCCACUUCUACGGCCUCGCCCAGCAGAGCCAGGCCCUGGGGGUGCUCAGCGCACUGCUACUCUUCCUGCUCGUGCUGAAGGCGUCUCACCAGUUGCGGUUCCUGAGGGAGUGGGCCGUGUUUGGCCGGGCCCUGCGCCGCUCGCUGCCCGACAUCCUGGCCGCCUCCCUGGCCCUGCUCAUACUGCUGCUGGCCUACUCCUACACCGGACACCUGCUGUUCCACUCGGUGUCCGAGGGCUACGGCAGCAUCCGCUCUGUGUUCCUGGCGUUGCUGGGCAGCGGGGCGCGGGGGCUGGUGCCCUGGCGACCCUGGAGCCUGGCCGUGGGGGUGGGCGUGGCCGGCAGCUUCGGCACCGCCUCCGGCUGGGCUCUGCUCUACCACUGCAGCUUCGUGGUCUUCAAGAUGGCCCUGCUCUGGCUGGUCACCUCGGCCUUGCUGCACAAUUACAGGUGUGCCAGAGAGGAGAUGUACCGGCCGGCGGUGGACCUCCAGGACUAUGAGAUGGUGGAGCUGUUCCUUAGGCGCCUGAAGAUCUGGAUGGGCCUGAGCCGCACCAAAGAGUUCCGGCACAAGGUGCGCUUCGAGGGCAUGGAGCUGCCGCCGUCGCGCUCCUCCUCCACCAGCGACUGCAAGUCCCUCUGCCUGCCCCCUCUGGACGCCCCGGACGACGGUCCCCCCUCCCCGGACAGCGGCAGCGUGGACGGCAGCUCCGAGACCUCCUGGAGGCCCAUCUCCUGGAGCCCCUGCAGCCUGGCCGAGCCGCCCACCGCCGGGAGCUUCGUCGGAGGUGCCCUGAGCAGCAGCUCCUCGGCCAUAAUGGAGCUGCCCUCCCUGGGUGGCGUUGGCGUUGGCGGCCCCGGCAGCGGGGGCGGCGUUGGAGGCCUGGGAGGAGGUUUCCCAGGGAUGGUGGGCGGCCACACGUGGAAGGAGCGCGCGGAGAUGGAGGCCACGCUGCGCCGGCUCACGCCCACCUUCGAGGCCCUGCUCAACCAGCUGGACCGCGUCACCAUGGCCACCGAGGAGCUGUACAGGGCCGAGUGCCGUCUGGAGCAGAUGCAGAGGCGGAGCCGGGGGCUGGACACCACGGAGGAGGCGGCGGCAAUGGAGAACAGCCCUACACCAGCAGAGGAAUUGGUGGCCGCAGCGGCGUCGACCACGGUAGUGGCAGUGGCUCCAGCAGCAGCAUCAUCAGCGGCAUCAGCAUCAGCAUCAGCAUCAGCAGCAGCAGCAUCAGGGGCAGUACCCAAGACUAGCCAGGGCAAGCACGGGGCUCAUCAUCAACAGCAGAAGCACCAUAAGCAAAAGCGUAGCACCAGCAGAGCUGACGACUCGACUCGCUCCAAGAGGCAGCAGCAGCAACAGCCUGUCAAGGUCCAGAGUAAAGGCAACAACGGCCAGCAGCAGCAGAAGUCCCAGGUGCUGAGGGAAGAGGUGCAGCAGAGCAAGACCCCGCAUCGGGACUCAGGCAUCAGCGUGAUCAGCCACUCCCCAAAGACCUCCACCUACUCCUCCUCCUCCAGUGCCAUCCCCAUCACUCCGGUCCCCGCCGCCGCCGCCGGCGCCACCGCCAUCGCCAUCCCGUCGUUCUGCUCCUCGUCUUCUCUGGCUCCCGUCGUCCCGGCACCCCCGGGCUCCACGCCCCCGCCAAUCCCCAGGUCUCUCGACUGGGACACGUCGAGCGACCGCGACCGAGACCGGCGGACUCCCUCCAGCCUGUUUCGUCACCCGGCCCACACCACCAUCGUCCCCACGCGGAAGAGGAAGAACAAACCGCCGCCGCUCAAGAACAAGGUGCACCCCAACCCGGACAGGCCCGUAUCGGGACACUCCAAACCCUGAGGGAACUCCCCCCGCCAUUUGUAACACAGAACAGAAAAAGCAAGAGAAACAAGAAAGGAAAAAAAGACUGCUUUUGUUGCCGUUAAUUUUUAACGUUGUUCAGAUGGAAGAGCCAGAUAUGAAGUACAAGACUCGUUGCAGCGAAGGAGAAUAGGCCUGGGCUGUGUAGUAGGAAGGUUGGACUGUACACACUGUUGACAGCCGGUUUUGUCUUACAGUGAAGUCCACAGUGGAAGAAAUGUAGUGUACAUUGCAUAAUUGUUGUUGCCAUGGCGAUGGUGGUCAUGGUCAUAAGCUCGAUGACAAAGAUGGGUACGUGAUGAAAGUAGACAAGACGCCAAACGUGGAAUGCCAAGGGGGGUCUCAAGCAUGGACUUGUCGAAGAGUAGUUCCCUGAGGAUUCAGUAAGGUGUGAAAGCCAGAAGAGUAGGUGCAGGACACCUUUUUUGUGGGGUUUUGUUGUUUUUGAUCGUUUGGUUGGCUGGUUAGUUGGUUGUGUACCGCCCCCUUUGUUGUCCAACCUUCCCCCACUUUUCCAUGCUCCCUCCCCCUC
Molecule: messenger RNA, 15312 nt
Organism: Engraulis encrasicolus (European anchovy)
Lineage: Eukaryota; Metazoa; Chordata; Actinopteri; Clupeiformes; Engraulidae
Gene: pkd1a
Product: polycystic kidney disease 1a
Exons: 54
Coding region: 210-14759 (4849 amino acids)
Biological process (GO): calcium ion transport; kidney development
Cellular component (GO): plasma membrane
Molecular function (GO): monoatomic cation channel activity; protein binding
Source: RefSeq, a predicted model, not a curated record